AUGGCAGCGACACCAUCCCCCCCUCUCUCUCUCUCUCUUUUUCCAUAUUUUCUACCUUUCUUUGUUCACGGGCGGCAGAUUCUCCUGGCAGUGGCCAACUCCUCCUUUUAUAAACACAGAAAACCACGGUUCCCUUCGGCUUGCUUGGCUGUGUUCUCCGGAGAUGUUUGUUUCUUGUGCUGUUGUUCUUCACCGGGAGGCCAUGUAUCCGCUCGCUUCCAUGUUCCUCAACUGUUUCUCUUCUUCUUCUUCUUCUUCUUCUUUCUCGUCUCUUUCUUUGGAGUUGCUCACUCUUCUAACGCCGCAAGAAGAGCCCCGGUCCAACACCAGCUCUCUCUCGACUUCUACUCGAAGACCUGCCCUCAGCUCGACCAGCUCGUCUCCUCCGUCACUUCCCGACGCUUCAAAGAGACCCCCGUCUCUGCACCCGCCACCAUUCGGCUCCUCUUCCAUGACUGUUUUGUCGAAGGCUGUGAUGCGUCGAUAUUGAGCACCGAGCUCGGGCGCAAGGUGGUGGCGGAGAGGGACGUGGUGGAUAACAAGAAUUUGGCUCCUGAGGCGUUUGAGACCGUUGAUAUGGUGAAGGCAACGGUGGAGGGCAAGUGCCCUGGAGUGGUGUCUUGUGCCGAUAUCCUCGCCAUUGCUGCUCGAGAUUUCGUCCAUCUGGCAGGAGGUCCCUAUUAUCCAGUGAUGAAGGGUAGAAAAGACAGCAAAGUCUCACUAGCAUCGAAGGUCAGGCCCAACCUCCCCCGUGCCAACUCCACCAUAGACGAGCUCCUCCGGCUCUUCGCCUCCAAAGGGCUGACCCGAGAUGACCUCGUAGCCCUCUCCGGGGCCCACACCAUCGGCUACGCCCACUGCGACCAGUUCGUGAGCCGGCUCUACGAUUUCAAACGCACCAAACAACCCGACCCGGCAAUGGACCCACGCCUCCUCAAAGCCCUUAAGAUGUACUGCCCCCAGUUCGGGGGCAACACCGACGUGGUCGUACCCUUCGACGUCCAAACCCCCUUCACCUUCGACCACAUGUACUACGGGAAUUUGGAGGCCAAGAUGGGCUUGUUAGCCACGGACCAGGCUCUAUAUUUGGACCCAAGGACAAGGCCUUCGGUUCAGGAGUUCGGGAGAGACAAGGCCAAGUUUUUUAAAGCCUUCUCCAUGGGGAUGGAAAAGAUGGGGUCCAUAAGAGUGAAAAAGGGGAGGAAAGGGGAAAUUAGAAAGAAUUGUAGCAGGCAUCUUAGUUGAAUUGAUGGAGGUCUACAAGGGGUGUUGAGUGAUUCUGAAAGUGUUGUGAUUCAGUGUACAUGGUUUUGAGAUGAUCAAGUCUCGAUUUUUUUUGUUUUUUUUUU
Molecule: messenger RNA, 1349 nt
Organism: Phoenix dactylifera (date palm)
Lineage: Eukaryota; Viridiplantae; Streptophyta; Magnoliopsida; Arecales; Arecaceae
Product: Peroxidase superfamily protein
Biological process (GO): response to oxidative stress; hydrogen peroxide catabolic process
Molecular function (GO): heme binding; peroxidase activity
Source: RefSeq, a predicted model, not a curated record